Molecule: messenger RNA, 486 nt
Organism: Lithohypha guttulata
Lineage: Eukaryota; Fungi; Ascomycota; Eurotiomycetes; Chaetothyriales; Trichomeriaceae
Gene: cyn1
Product: Cyanate hydratase
Exons: 3
Coding region: 1-486 (161 amino acids)
Molecular function (GO): DNA binding; cyanate hydratase activity
Source: RefSeq, a predicted model, not a curated record
AUGGGCUCUCUAGCAACUCUCGAUGCAUCCGCAGCCGUAGGCCUACCCGCAUCUGCAAAGACCCUUUUCGACGCGAAGCACAAGAAGAAAGUAUCCUUUGAGGAUAUUUCAAAAGCUAUUGGACGAGACGAGGUAGCCACAGCUGCGUUGUUCUAUGGUUCAGCCAAGGCAUCUGAAGACGAUAUCAGACAUCUGGCUGAGUUCCUCGAAAUUGACCAAAGCACACUCGAUGCACAGAUGGGUGGCUUCCCAGAUCGAGGCCGAGGAAUCGAAAUGCCACCGAGAGAACCCUUGGUCUACAGGCUCUAUGAGAUCGUACAAAACUAUGGUUAUGCAUACAAGGCCGUGCUGAACGAGAAGUUUGGUGAUGGCAUCAUGAGCGCUAUUGCUUUCUCUUCACACGUUGAGAAGGAGGUUGACAAGGACGGGGUUACCUGGGUCAACAUUAGCCUGCGAGGCAAGUGGUUGCCAUUUACUCGCUUUUAG